This is a messenger RNA of Chanos chanos (milkfish), 2388 nucleotides long. Its product is annotated as protocadherin gamma-A11-like. The transcript has a single exon. NCBI's taxonomy places the organism in Eukaryota, Metazoa, Chordata, Actinopteri, Gonorynchiformes, Chanidae. Gene Ontology annotation, cellular component: plasma membrane. The record is from RefSeq and is a predicted model, not a curated record. Gene Ontology annotation, biological process: homophilic cell-cell adhesion. Gene Ontology annotation, molecular function: calcium ion binding. Bases 1 to 2388 code for a protein of 795 amino acids.
AUGUGGCAUCAACUCGCGUUCGCUGUGUUCUUUUCUUUUGGUGUAGUGCAUGGGCAAGUCAGUUAUUCUGUUCCUGAAGAAAUGGCAAAGGGUUCUGUGGUUGGAAAUAUCGCACAAGAUUUGGGUUUGGACUUACAGAGACUGAAGCAGGGGAAAGCACGUAUAUACUCGGCAGACAGCAUGGAUCGCUUUGAACUGGAUAAGGAAAGGGGUUUGCUUCUGCUGAAAGAGAAAAUGGACCGUGAAGUGCUUUGCGGAAAAAUCACUCCUUGCGCGUUACAUCUCCAAAUAAUUCUGGAAAACCCAAUGGAGUUAUACAGAAUAACGGUUGAAAUACUGGAUGUUAAUGAUAACGCGCCUACUUUCCAAAAACAUGAGAUCACAUUUGAAAUAAGUGAAUCAGCUGUUACUGGAGCAGUAUUCAUGUUGGAAAAUGCAAAUGAUCGAGACGUUGGUAUUAAUGAUCUUCGAAGUUAUUCGCUUAAACCAACGGAUCAUUUCGUUUUAAAACAACACAGUCAAACAGACGGCGAUAAAAAUGUGGAGAUGGUGUUACAAAAAUCACUCGAUCGAGAAAAACAGGACCGUCUGUCUUUGUUGCUAACGGCCGUGGAUGGUGGCGAGCCACAGAUGUCUGGCACUGUUCAGAUAUAUAUUAACGUGCUAGAUGUUAAUGAUAAUGCUCCAGUUUUUCAACAGAAAACGUACAAAGCCACAAUAACAGAAAACGCACAAAAGGGAUCUAAAUUGACUACAGUACGCGCUACCGAUGCAGAUCAAGGCUCUAACGGUGAGAUAACAUAUUAUAUCUCAAAUAUAAAGGAUACUAUGACCGAUGUUUUCAUUAUUGAUCCACAUAGCGGUGAUGUGACUCUAAAUGGUCAACUUGAUUAUGAAACAGCUAGUCAUUACCAACUUAAUAUUCAAGCCAAAGACCAUGGGGGACUGUCGGACUCUUGUAAGUUAAUCAUUGACGUAUUAGACAUAAAUGACAACAAACCCAUAAUAAAUAUACUCUCUAUGUCCAGUUCCAUUUCUGAGGAGUCUAAAAUUGACACAAUUGUCGGAAUGAUUAAUGUAAAUGACCCAGAUUCUGGUGCAAACGGUCAAGUACAUUGUGUCAUCGAUGACCAAAUUCCUUUUUCCAUCACAUCUUCAACAGAUAAUUUCUUUAGCCUAAGAACCCAUAACAAAUUAGAUAGGGAAAAAACCGGAGUGUAUAAUAUAAGUCUGACAUGUGCUGACGAGGGAGUACCCUCGCUUUCCAGCAGUGUCUCCUUACACUUGCUUAUAUUAGAUGUGAAUGAUAACGAGCCCGUCUUUGAAAGAAGCUUCUAUGAAGCAUACAUCGCCGAGAACAAUGCACCAAGUUACUCUAUAUUCACAGUCAAGGCAAGUGAUACUGACUGGAACCAGAAUGCUCGUGUCUCAUAUAUUCUUGAGGAGAGCACUGUUAAUGGAGCGCCAGUCUCAUCAUACGUGUCUGUUAACGCUGACAGUGGAGUCGUCAAUGCAUUGCGUUCUUUUGACUACGAACAGUUAAAGGAGUUCCAUUUCCGCGUAAAGGCACAGGAUGGUGGCUCGCCUCCUCUCAGUAGUAAUACAACAGUGAAAAUUAUUAUCCAAGACCAGAAUGACAACGCCCCACAGGUUCUUUACCCAGUACAAACUGGAGGCACUAUGUUGGCUGAAAUGGUGCCACGUUCAGCUGAUGUUGGCUAUCUUGUCACUAAAGUUGUGGCUGUUGAUGUGGACUCUGGACAGAAUGCCUGGCUCUCCUAUAAACUACAGAAAGCCACAGACAGGGCUCUGUUUGAAGUUGGAGCACAGAAUGGAGAAAUAAGAACAGUGCGUCAGGUCACUGAUACAGAUGCUGUGAAACACAGGCUCACUGUUGUGGUGGAGGAUAAUGGACAACCUUCUCGUUCAGCUACAGUCACUGUGAAUGUAGCCAUAGCGGACAGUUUUCCUGAAGUGCUGUCAGAAUUCAAUGACUUUAAUCAUGACACAAAGUACACUGAUAAUCUCACUUUUUAUUUAGUCCUGGCACUGGCGGUUGUUUCGAUACUCUUUUUUUCCUCAUUAAUCGCAAUAAUUUCAGUCAAAAUCUGCAGAUGGAGGCGAAACAGAUUAUGCUAUAAAUCUGCCACAAGUCUUCCAGUGAUUCCAUAUUACCCACCUGUCUACGCUGAUGGUACUUUACAGCGUGUGUAUAAUUAUGAGAUGUGUGGAACAACUGAUUCCAGGAUGAGUGACAUCAAGUUUGUCAGGCCUUACAGCCAGAACACACUGGUAAAUGUGAGUCGUGCUGGAACUAUGCAAAGAGAAAACAAGGAACAGGAGGAUGCUGGUUUCUCGUUAGAGGUGAGAUUUUUUAAUAACCCCUAA